Truncatella angustata is the source of this 819-nucleotide messenger RNA. RefSeq names its product necrosis inducing protein-domain-containing protein. NCBI's taxonomy places the organism in Eukaryota, Fungi, Ascomycota, Sordariomycetes, Amphisphaeriales, Sporocadaceae. The transcript is spliced from 2 exons. Bases 1 to 819 code for a protein of 272 amino acids. The record is from RefSeq and is a predicted model, not a curated record.
AUGGUCAAUAUAAAAGUAGCCGGCAGCAUCGCGUUGCUCUCCGUCGCUGUGAGUGCCAGUGUUCUACCGGUUCGCUCUGUUCAGCAGCUCAAGCGAGACUCCGACACACCUCCUACGGCUCUACCGCAGAACGCAGACGAUGUAGCCCUUUCGUUCCAGCCCGUCCUUGACUACGACACGGACAGCUGCUACAACGUCCCUGCGAUCGAUGCCCAGGGAAACCUCGAUAAGGGCCUCUCGAACACCUACACCACCAACACCGGUGACGGGUGCCGCACCGCUUCGUAUCUGGACAACCAGAACGUGUACUCCCGUACCCGCUGCAACAACGGCUGGUGUGCCUACAUGUACGAGCACUACUUCCAGAAGGACGUCGGCCUCGAGCAUGUGGCCGGUGUCGCCUCGGGUCACCGCUACGAGUGGGAGAACGUGGUCAUUUGGGUCCAGGACGGACAAGACCACCCGAGCUACGUCGCCGUAUCUGAGCACGACGGCUACUCGAUAAGGAGUGCCAGCGACGUCCGCUUCCAAGACCAUCAUGCCAAGGUCAUCUACAACAAGGCUGGUGCUGGCACACACGACUUCCGCUUCGCCAAUGAGGGCGACGACGCGGUUGAGAACGACAAGGGUGUGUGGAUCCAGGGUGCGCUGGUUGGCUUCUGGGGCUACCCUUCGGUGGACCUCCGUGACAAGAUGAUCCAGAACUGGGCCAACAACGGCAUCAAGUGCAAGAUUGAGACGGCCAUCUUCGCCGACUACCUCAAGAAGUCCAUUGGCGACCACGACGUUGGCAGCUUUGAUUUCAACUCGGAUUCUUAG